Molecule: messenger RNA, 3425 nt
Organism: Fukomys damarensis (Damara mole-rat)
Lineage: Eukaryota; Metazoa; Chordata; Mammalia; Rodentia; Bathyergidae
Gene: Rad9b
Product: RAD9 checkpoint clamp component B
Exons: 11
Coding region: 97-1311 (404 amino acids)
Biological process (GO): DNA repair; cellular response to ionizing radiation; mitotic intra-S DNA damage checkpoint signaling
Cellular component (GO): checkpoint clamp complex
Source: RefSeq, a predicted model, not a curated record
GAUUGGGAAGUUUGGGAAAGCGCGGGCAACAUCCGGGUACCUGAGAUCUUUGCGCUGAGGCGCGCCUUGAGAUUGUUCCUUUUGGCCUCCGUAGCCAUGUUGAAGUGCGGGAUGAGCGGAAGUCAGGUUAAAGUAUUUGGGAAAGCAAUCCAAGCUCUAUCACGAGUGAGUGACGAGCUGUGGCUAGAUCCAUUGGAAAAAGGUCUUGCUUUAAGAUCUUUAAAUUCUUCUUCGUCGGCUUGUGGAUAUGUCCUGUUCUCUUCAGUGUUUUUUGAACAUUAUCAGUGGUCAGCCUCAAAGGAAAUGAACGACGAUGGCCGAUAUUUGAAUUGCAAAUUGGAAAUGAAGUCAAUUCUACCCAUCUUUAGAUGUGUAAAUUCCUUCGAAAGAAAUGUAGAGAAGUGCAAAAUAUUCACCAGAUCUGACAAGUGCAAAAUUGUUAUUCAGUUCUUCUGCAGACAUGGUAUUAAAAAAACUCAUAAUGUGUGUUUCCAAGAAAGUUUGCCUUUGGAAGUUAACUUUGAAAAGAAAAUGUGUUGUAAUACUCUAAUGAUUCAACCAAGAUUGCUGGCUGAGGCAAUGGUUCUUUUUUCAUCGAAUCAGGAUGUUACUCUUGCUGUUUCUCCGCUGAAUUUGUGCCUCAAGAGUGCUCAUGGGAAAUCAGCAGCAGAUCUGACCAAUUCUGUGUACAGUGAGAUACUUGUUGGCCCAGAUGAGUUUGACUUCUUUCAGGUUGGAUUGGACACUGAAGUAACAUUUUGCUGUAAAGAAUUGAAGGGGAUGCUGAUAUUUUCAGAAGCUACACAUGUUCCUAUGUCCAUUCAUUUUGAUUUUCCUGGGAAACCCCUGGCUCUGAGUAUUGUUGAUAUGCUACUGGAGGCUAACUUCAUUUUGGCUACUUUAACUGAUGUCCCAAGCAGGGCACGUUUCCCUCAAUCACUGUGUCUUUCCCCAGCAGGAAAAAGGUCAGAUUGGCAACAGUCAAAUUCAAAGGCUGGCCAAAGGGGGACACACCCGGUCCCAGAGUGUAUCUCAAGAAAAACAACACCCAAAAGGCUUUGUCCUCGGCGGUCUCCCGUGAAGAACUCAGCAGCAGAAGUCCUUGGCAGCCCACAGCUGAAGAAGGCCAACCUGGAUGACAUCCAUGAGAUGCCCCGAAGCUGUGUCGGAGACACAGAAGAUGGGCCAAACUCUUUUUCCCGCAAGAAGUUUUCUUCCAUGUUCUUUGGAGCAGUUUCUUCUGACCAGCAAGAACACCUCAACCGCCCUCUUGCCAGUCUGGCCAUGGCAAGUGACAGUGAAGACGACUGACCUGCCUGCAACUCAAGCACAUGUUUUCACACUUAGUGUGUAAGACAGUGUCCCAGACUUCCCUGACAGGAAGGGCGUCUGCUUCUCCACACGGCGUCAUCUUGUACAUGACUCAAUCUAGAAAGUUGCUUGUCAAGUAUAUAAUAUUUUUUUAAAAUUAUGUUACUUGGAGGCCAGUUUUUCUGUGUAGGAAAAAAGCCUGUUUGAGUUCAAUUCAGUGCAUGUUCACCCUGAAGUCUUCAACUCUCUGCCAGUAUUACAAAAGCAAACCUUUGGCAGCCAUUUGAAGAGAAUGGCUUGAAAUAAUUUUGAUUAGUAGUCAGCUUAUCUUCUGUAUUUGACUGCAAACAUUUGGAUUUUGGUGCUUUCAGAAACAGCAAGCUUAUGCAACCUUUUCUUAUUAGUGAUAUGACUUUUUUGGUCCUUUAAAAAUAUAUAUUUUAAAUAAAGCAACCCCUAGAAAAGAGUAAAAAUUAAAAAUGAUCACUUUAGACUCUUUUUUUUGGUACUGGCAAUAAAACCCAGGGUGGCUUUUGUACCAAGCUACAUCUGCAGCCUUUUUGUUUUAUUUUUUUUUGAGAGUCUGUGUUACUAAAUUUUCCAUCCUGAGCUUGAAUUUGUGACCCUACUGCCUCAGCCUCCUAGAAUUAACAGGCUGUGCCACCACACUCAGUUCGGUCUUAUUAUAUAUUGUAGAAUUUUAUUUCCUAGCCUCUAAAUUUUUCUGGUUUCAAGGUGUUUUUAUUUUGCAGUCAUUCAGAAUUUAAUAGAAGUGAUUAAAUGUUUCUUAUUAUCUGACACUGAGCACCUCUACUCAGACCCUGGGUUGGGAGUGGGAUGAGGCAGAAGACAAAUGUCUUUGUUCUUUGUUGAGAAUUAGCUAACCUGUACAAACUAAAAAAACCUGGCACAAAACAAGUUAUGUAAUAGCUUAUGGUGUGCUUCUUCCGUCCCUUAAACCUGUUUAUAAUGCAACAAAUGAGCUUUUUUAUGGCUAAGUCUUUGAGAAGCCAUCAAACCAUAGGAGGUGUUAACUGGCCAGCAAUUAUAUGAGAAACUUUAAAAGGUGGCUGUGUGAAUUAGUAUGCUCCAGAACUGUGAACUGAAAAGGGGAUGAAUUUGGCUGUUGAAGCUUAGUAGUGAGUCACAGCUACCCACAAUAACCUAAUAAAAACUCAAGUUCAGCUCAAGAUGUUCAAGUGAAUGAAAAUGGGCUUUUACCACACUAUUUGUGGAAACUGGCAAUGCCCACAUAAUUUCAACUACGUUCUUUCACACCGUAAGCCUAAGAUAUGUGUUUUAAGUUUACACUGAUGAUUAACACUGAAUUUCUAAUACUCCUAGCAAAUGCAGAGAACAUGUAUGCACAAGAUUAAGUUCAGGUGUCCUUGCCGAGGACAAAGUGUUCCAUCAGUUCAUGGAAACAGGGAGGAGUUUUAGCUGUGAAGGCAUAAUCCUCAGCAGUCGCCUGGGGCAGCACUGGUCUGUAAGAGAUAGUUACACUGUUCAACUGUAAGCACUUUGGAUUGUAGUUCAAAUAUACCAGAGUUUCAUAAGCUUCAUUCUGUGCUAUUUGGAAGGUGGAAAGCCUCAGCUGGGAAAAAAAUCUCUGCAUUUCACAUUUAAUGAUCAAUCCACUUUGAUGAAUAUUUGAGGAAACUAACUGAUGAUGUAAAGCAGCUGGUAAGAAAGCUAAGGCAGUUAAAAUAGUAAAGGACAGGGCCAGGGAUUUAGCUCAGUGGUACCAUCCUGGCUUUGCAAGUGCAAGGUCCUGAGUUUGAUCCCUGGUACAAAAACAUACUCCUCACAUACACCUCCACUCACACAUACCCCCAUCAUGCACGCACACACAAACAAGGACAGAAAAUGGUGGCUAUGAAUGCAGAGUCACUGGUAGGUUAAUGACUUGACAGAAACCAAUAAACUCAAUGUCAAGGGCCAGUGUCUGUCUUAGUUACUACUGAAACCAAAACAAGUACACAGAAUAGUAUAAAUACUAUAUUUAUUAAAUACCUUUACAGUUUAUUUAAAUGUAUUUACAGAACUAUUCCUGCAUAAGUUAUAUUUCCGACAUCCAAUUCAGGUAAAUGCCUCUUGGGUAAGACAAAUAAUGA